ACACACUGGAGAGUGAGAGAAUUUUUAAGGUAUUUAAUUUUUUAGAGAGAGAAAACAAAAAAAACCAGACCAGAAAGGAAAGGAAAUUAACUCACAACACUUCUCUUUUCUUUCCUUCUUCUUCAUUUUUGUCAUAAUCUUCUUCUUCUUCACUUUCUGAUUUCGAAUCUGCAGAAUUUUUCAACUAUCAAUACUUUGAGUAUUUGAUUACAAUCUAGACUUCUUCUGUGAUUGGGAGAAAACCCUAGAAAACAAUGUUUACUGAAGGACUGGAUAAGAAUGCUGUUAGAUGGGCUAGAGAGGGUACUACUGGUACAAAGGAAAGGCAAUUUGCUGGAACAACGGCUGGACAGAGACCAUGGGUGGAUCCACUGUCAAGAAAUGGAGGUAGAGGAGGUAGAGGUUUUGGGUUACCGCCAACAGAUAAGUUUCGAAGUGGGCAUUUGCCAUCUGGAGUAAUUCCGUUACCACGUUCUGUAGAUGCAGAUGAUAGUUCAGAUAUGGAUGAAUCAUCUGAUGAAGAAAGUGCUAGAUAUUCAAUUGAUUCGCCUCCACGGAGAUAUACAAAGCCGUUGCCAAGGCAAACGCAGUAUACUAGUGAUGCAAUGACUUCUGAUUUUAGUUCUUCGUUAGAUACAGUGAGGCAGAGACAAGUGGGGAAUGGAAUUGUAGGUAGAGGAAUUGGUGGUAGUAGGUAUCCUCCAGUGGGUGUGCAUGAUUAUACUGAAGAUGAUGAAUCAUCUGAUUCUAUGAGUUCUGAAUUUCCAUCCAGUAGAAACAGAACUAACACUAGUUCUGCUGCACCUGGUGGAGGAACUUACACUUCUGAGGGGUAUGCUUCAAGUGUUCCUUCACAAUCAAAUACCGAAAUUCAAUGUCAAAAGGAUUUUCGUGCAAGACAUCUACAAAAUAAGAAGUUAUCUGAUGAUGAUGUCCCCAGUGCACCUCCUUUAAGUGGUUAUGAUCAGGGGACUGACCUAGAUGUGGAGCAGCCAUCCAAUUCUAUAGCGAAUGGUGGUUUAGCGUCAAGAAAAGAACCAAGCACAUCUGUGAAUGUGGUUCCGGGCGUCAGUGUUCCAGAUAAAACUGAAAAUGGGAUUUUGGAUAAGUCUUCAAGGGCCUCUGUAGGUGUCGAAACUGCUGCAUCUUCAGGUUCAUUACCAGCUCGCCUUCCCACAUUUCAUGCUAGUGGUCAAGGUCCAUGGUAUGCUGUCAUUUCAUAUGAUGCAUGUGUGCGCCUUUGUCUUAACUCAUGGGCAAGGGGUUGCACGGAAGCUCCCAUCUUUCUCGAAAACGAAUGUGCCUUGCUGCGAAAUGCGUUUGGUUUACAGCAAGUACUGUUGCAAUCUGAGGAAGAGCUAUUAGCAAGUAGGUCGUCGAAGCUCGUUGGUGAGGGAGCUGCACCGAAGCCCAAGAAAAUCAUUGGCAAGAUGAAGGUUCAAGUCCGUAAGGUCAAAAUGGCUCUAGACCCUCCUACAGGCUGCAGCUUUUCAUCUCUAAAGUCACCCAGCAUAAAAUUGGAAACAAUUCGUUAUCGUGUUUCAAAUUUACAAUCCACUCUUUCCUCUGGAUGCGAAGCUCUCCGAAGAGUUAGGGUAGUACGUCGAAUACCUGCUAGUGGAUCUUUUUCGCAGCAUAGCUUGGCAUAUGUGCACGCAAGCACCCAGUAUUUAAAACAGGUCUCUUCACUCCUUAAAGUCGGUGUGACAACUCUGCGCAGUAGUUCUGCAUCAUAUGAAACAGUACAAGAGACGUAUUCUUGUCUGUUGAGGUUGAAAAGUUCAACCGAAGAGGAUGCAGUUCGGAUGCAACCUGGAUCUGGUGAAACACAUGUAUUCUUCCCAGACAGCCUUGGUGAUGAUCUUUUCAUUGAAGUUCAGGAUUCUAAGGGAAAGUACUACGGUCGUGUAGUUGCUCAAGUGGCCAGUAUCACUGACGACUCGGGUGAAAAGCUUCGUUGGUGGUGUAUUUAUCGCGAACCAGAGCAUGAGCUUGUAGGCAGAGUACAAUUGUACAUCAAUUAUUCAACUAGUCCAGAUGAGAAUGGUCAUCUUAAGUGUGGCUCUGUCGCAGAAACCGUGGCAUAUGACCUGGUUUUAGAAGUUGCCAUGAAAAUGGAGCAUUUUCAGCAAAGGAAACUGUUAUUGGAUGGUCCAUGGAAAUGGUUACUGACAGAAUUUGCAUCCUACUAUGGAGUUUCAAAUGCUUAUACGAAACUAAGAUACCUUUCGUACAUUAUGGAUGUAGCUACACCCACGGAGGAUUGUCUUGUCCUGGUGCAUGAUUUAUUGUUACCUGUACUUAUGAAAGCACGCAGUAAAAACACGCUGAGUCACCAAGAGAAUCGCAUCUUGGGGGAAGUUGAAGAUCAAAUUGAGCAGAUUUUUGCAUUGGUUUUUGAAAAUUACAAGUCUCUGGAUGAAUCAUUUCCGUCAGGAAUGGUGGACGUUUUUAGACCCGCAUUUGGAUCUCCAGCGCCGGCUUUGAUUCCUUCUGUCAAGCUUUAUACCCUUCUGCAUGACAUAUUCUCUCCGGAAACGCAAUUGAAACUUUGCGGCUAUUUUCAGGUUGCUGCUAAAAAAAGAUCACGGAGACAUUUGGCGGAGACUGAUGAGUAUGUUGCUGCCAGUAAUGAAUGCGCAUUGAUGGAUUCACUGACGCUUUCCACUGCAUAUCAGAAAAUGAAAUCCCUCUGCUUAAAUAUCAGAAAUGAAGUCUUUACUGAUAUGGAGAUCCAUAAUUGCAACGUGCUUCCUAGUUUCAUAGAUCUACCAAACAUUUCUUCAGCAAUUUACAGUGUGGAGCUUUGUAGUCGGUUGCGUGCAUUCCUUGUUGCAUGCCCUCCUACUGGCCCCACACCUCAUGUCGUUGAGCUUGUAAUUGCAGCUGCGGAUUUCCAAAGGGAUCUUGCAAAUUGGAAAAUCAAUCCUGUCAAAGGUGGGGUGGAUGCAAAGGAGCUGUUCCAUUUGUACAUCAUCCUUUGGGUUCAAGAUAAGCGCCUAUCUCUGCUCGAGUCAUGUAAACUAGACAAGGUGAAGUGGUCGGGAGUCAAAACUCAACAUUCUACAACUCCAUUUGUUGAUGAGAUGUAUGAGCGGCUGAGAGAAACCUUGAACGAAUACGAGAUCAUCAUUUGCCGAUGGCCAGAAUAUACCUUUGUUCUUGAAAAUUCGAUUGCAGAUGUCGAAAAGGCGAUUGUGGAGUCUCUGGACAAGCAGUAUGUAGAUGUCCUGUCUCCCCUGAAGGACAAUCUAGCACCUAAGAAGUUCGGCCUCAAAUACAUACAAAAGCUUGCUAAUCGUUCUGUAACUCCCUAUGUGGUUCCUGAAGAUUUGGGUAUUCUUUUGAAUUCCAUGAAGAGGAUGCUUGAUCUGCUGAGACCUAGGAUAGAGACCCAAUUUAGAUCAUGGGGGUCUUGCAUACCUACCGGUGGAAGUGCAGUCCCAGGGGAGCGUCUCAGCGAAAUUACUGUUAUGCUGAGAACGAAGUUCAGGAACUACCUACAAGCAGUAGUUGAGAAACUUGCAGAGAAUACGAGAAUGCAGAGUGCAACAAAACUGAAAAAGGUCAUCCAAGAUUCUAAGGAAACAGUGGUGGAAUCUGAUGUUCGAAGCAGAAUGCAACCCUUGAAGGAACAGAUAACUAGUACAAUAAAUCACCUUCAUAACAUUUUUGAUACGCAUGUUUUUGUUGCUAUCUGCCGAGGCUACUGGGACAGGAUGGGCCAGGAUGUGCUAAGUUUCCUGGAGAACAGGAAAGAAAAUAGGUCCUGGUAUAAAGGAUCUCGUGUUGCAGUAUCCGUUUUGGAUGAUACUUUCGCAUCACAAUUACAACAACUACUUGGAAAUGCACUACAAGAGAAAGAUUUGGAGCCUCCUAGGUCAAUAAUGGAAGUCCGAUCAAUGCUCUGUAAGGAUGCACCAAAUCAUAAGGAUCCCAACUACUACUACUAGACAUCUAUACCUGUUUGUAUGUAAAAUGUACAUCAAACUUUUCUAAAUAUACAAGCUUGGAAAACGAAGACAAAACUACAGGCCUUAAAAGGGUAUGGGUUUGGUGUAUCGUUGGAGACGUUGAUAAGGUGACAAAUCAUCGUUUGCCAGAACCGGCGAAAUAAUGUUUCAGCUUAAGGAGAGGUCAAACCAAAUUUUGUACAGGAAGAGAGAACAACUUGUCAAGCUUGCCGUAUCAGUCUCUGAUGUUUUCUAAUUCUUUUUGUCUUUUUUUUUUUUAUAUAUAUUGUGUUAUAUGAUAUGAAAUAGUAUAUGCUCUAACAGAUUGCUUCAACUGAGAACGAACUCUGUCGCUUGAUUAAAAUAGAACAGAUUUUGUAAUUUGUUUUUCUCAGAAUUAAUAGAACAGAUUAUUUUGUCCCCCCUGA
This is a messenger RNA of Papaver somniferum (opium poppy), 4381 nucleotides long. RefSeq lists its product as uncharacterized. The record is from RefSeq and is a predicted model, not a curated record. The coding region runs from base 255 to 3953 and encodes 1232 amino acids. NCBI's taxonomy places the organism in Eukaryota, Viridiplantae, Streptophyta, Magnoliopsida, Ranunculales, Papaveraceae. The transcript has 23 exons.